Messenger RNA from Cucurbita pepo subsp. pepo (vegetable marrow), 726 nucleotides. NCBI's taxonomy places the organism in Eukaryota, Viridiplantae, Streptophyta, Magnoliopsida, Cucurbitales, Cucurbitaceae. The record is from RefSeq and is a predicted model, not a curated record.
GGUCCUCCACUCACUUGUUAUUUCCGUUGUAGUUUAUAUAUAGUGUAUGUUUCUUCUGAGUUGCUCCACAUAGGCUUCUCUGCAAAAAUGGAACACUCAGGAGAUCAAGGUUGGGGGGACCCAGUGGAGGAAGAGGAGGAGGAGGACGAAGACGACGACGACGAAAUAGGGUUUGUAAAAGACGAGAGGAAGAAGAGAGCCGUGAGUGGUAGCCGAAGCGGCGGCGGAGGAGGAAGGACUUCGGUGGCGCGUUGCCAAGCCGACAGCUGCAAUGUCGACCUGAAUGGCGCCAGGGCGUACCACCGCCGCCACAAAGUGUGUGAGUUCCAUUCCAAGGCAGCGGUGGUGAUUUUGGCCGGACUCGAACAGCGCUUUUGCCAACAGUNAAUUAGGUUUCAUUCGGUAUCAGAGUUCGAUGAGACAAAAAGAAGCUGCCGGAGACGUUUGGCCGGACAUAAUGAACGGCGGCGGAAAAACUUACCGGACUUCCAGGGACAAUCCUCCACUUGACAGUGACCUAAGAACUACUAAUUAAUAAUGAUUAUAAUAAUAAUACAGAUUAGUACUAAGAAAGAAGAGUUAGUGCAGUGAAGUUGAAGUUAAUUAUGCUCUCUCUCUUCUGUCAACCCAAAACCAACUUAAUUAGUUUCCUCUUUUUCAUCGGUUUUCUUUGGGUGUUUGUCUGUAAGCUUUUGCUGUUAUAAUAUAAAUAUUAAAUAUUAAAUA